UCUAAGGACAUGCCUCAUUCACUCCUGCUGCACAGGUUUAAAGGGAGUGCAGAAAGAGAAAGAGUGAGCCAAAGAGGCAUAGGGGAAUUUUAGCAGCUGCUGGAGAGGGAAAAAGGACGAGAGGUGAAAAGUCUUUUCAGUCUUUCUAAGUCAGGUAGAAAGAGUGAGUGUGUGAAGGAGUGAAGCAGGAGAAAGAAGAAAAGUCUAAAGGACUGGGACUACCCAGCAGUGGGAGGUUCCUCCAGGAGGUUAUAGAGAUUUCCAGCAGCUUCCUCUCCUCUCCACUGGGAAUCAGACCCCCAGGAUCCAAAGCCAUGGAGCCCUCUGUGUCACCCGAGGUCGAGGGGGAGCCCAAGGAGAGGAAGAAGAUCCAGUUUGCUGUGCCAGCCUCUGCACCCACCAACCUGGAUCCACGGCAAGUGGAGAUGAUCCGACGCAGGAGGCCAACACCUGCCACACUGUUCAGAGUAGCUGACCAGUCAUCUCCUGAGGAUGAUCAGUCUACCCAUCAGGUAAAGUGGGUUGUAGGAGAGAAUGGAGUUCUCAAGCCAAAACGAGUUAAUCCAAAUGUGUACCAGCCUCCAUCUCUCAAAGCUGUGCAGAAGAUGGCUGAAGCGCAUAUGCAGAAACUAGGUGUCUACCCUCCCUUGGAAGACCCUUGUGAAGGGGAGGAGGAUGAGGACUACUUGAAGGGAGAGGAGGGAGAGGAUGCAGCUCCCACCAAAGCUGCUGACUGCCAAGAGACAGCUAUCACUGAACACCCAGACAAGUUAUCGAGCGUGAGAGAGACAAUGACGCAGAUCCAAGCAGCACAGGAGGAAGACGAGGAGGAGGAAGACGUCAAGGGGGACAAGACUGAAGCCAUGACAGAGGAGAACAGCCGGGGGAGUAACUGAGAAAGAAAGAUAAAGCAGAGAGAAUGUUUGGAGGGAAAAUGUGGGGAUGAACCGAUGGUGGUUAAAAUCUGAAGAACUCAGAAAAAUCAAAAAAAUGGGUUGCAUGUCUUUUUGAAUGCGUCUAGUCUGAGAGAACGGCUGUCGGUAAACUGAAUGAUGGAUUCGUUCAUGACCUUAAACAUGUGAGAUAAGGUUCCUGUAGUACUUCACCUCUAAAGGGUGGUUUGGAAAACAAGGACGGAGAGGGAGUUUUUGCAUUAGUCAGCCCUUACGAGCAGGUGAGGAAUGAUCUACUGACAGAGCAGACUACAGAUGCUACUUUGGCCCUGGUGUCCCUUUGUUUAUAAUGACAGUGGAGGAGCCACGGCCAACGUGACCAAAAACCCUGCAAGACUAGGCCUUCAAAGAGGACCAAAAUGGCCACAAGAAACACAAAGUUGACAUAUUAUCUUUCUCGGGUGCAUUUGAUAAAAAAAUUCUCUUGUAUGACCCUUUAUAAAAAAACACUUGAAGGUCUUUAAAUGUGUGCUGUACGUGUUCCACUUUAUUUUGAAACCACAGCCUACAAUCAUUUGUUUUUGAUUUACAGCAGCCUCAAUGUUUAGCGCUUUGUCCGUGCUGCCAUCUUGUGGUGAAAAAUAGGAACGACGGGUUAAAAGUGCUAAAAGUACUUAAAGUUAAAAUCCAUAAUAUGGUCAUGAAUUCAAAUUCAUAUUCUGUUUAUGCUAUUUAUGUUCUGCAUUUUAAUCAACAGCCUUUUAACUUUGCUGUAUCCAAGCUGUAUGUUGCCAAAUCUUAAAUCUUAUGGAUUAUAAUUUUAACCUCUUGAAUGGUGGCAGUUGGAAAUUUUAUUUGUCAAUGAGAACAGCAGAAGUCAUCAGCUUGAAUUAAAAUCAAUAAUUUCUCAAGCUUCUCAAAUUAUUUCUGUGUUAUAAUCUACGUUUCUUCUCUUGAUCUUUGCUUAGCAGUUACCAAACAGUCGCGCUACAGUCGCUACAUUAAAAAGACUGACGUGGUGUUCAUGCUUUUAGACUCAUGUAUGACUCCUUUAGCUCAAAAAUAUUUGUCUUAAAUUUUAAAUCCAUGAACUCAGUGGCUUGUUUUAUUGCUUUUUUUUCCCUUUUAGACUUAAAUGAGGAUGUGAUUUGAGUAUAUUUAAAAUAAAUCUAUGAAGCUACCUCUAAUUUUUCAAAAAAAAAAAAAACACCCAUCCACUGCUUCUGUGGCCUGCACAUUUGAGCAGGAACUUAUUGGAAAUUUUACAAAAAAAUUAAAAAAUGUUCUCCCUUUUGUAUGUUGACACUUUUGUAAUGUCAUCUUUUUAUCGUUCCCUAACCGUCUAUUGUAAGAAAUAUUUUUCUAAUCCAAAAUCCAGUUAAUGGGGAGCUCAGUUUAGCGCUGUCCUGCUUCUGCUACUUACAUCCAAAUACACAAAUGACUCACAAGCCUGCAUGUAGCAUGCAGCACUGCAACUACUGUGUGACUGACAUUUGGUUCGUUCAGCAUCUAAUUGAACUUUCAGCUUAAUUGAAUAAGCAAAUCUGAUGAAGUUUCUAGUUGUGCCACAGGAUGAAUAAAUCUGUCUGUAUCAUCUGGGCUGCUGUUUGUACAUAAAACUUUGUGAGACUUUUUUUUUAACCUUUGACUUGCCUAAAUUGUGGGAUGACUGGAUGAGCAGGUUGUGUGUAUGUUGAGGCUCUGCAGCCAACACUGUCCUUCCUCCCUCGCUUUAUAUCCACCUCCCUCCUCCUCCCAGGUCAGAAGAAACAAUCGUGGAAAGACAUGUAUGAACUCUUAUUCUUAUGUCUUUAUUUUUCUUUUUUUCCAUUCUGUUGUUUUAUCAAUGUGAUGUGGCUGUUUUAAAGUGAGCAACUGUAUGAUAUUGAAAUAAACCAUUUUUUCUUUUCUCCUUUAA
Molecule: messenger RNA, 2811 nt
Organism: Archocentrus centrarchus (flier cichlid)
Lineage: Eukaryota; Metazoa; Chordata; Actinopteri; Cichliformes; Cichlidae
Gene: ppp1r1b
Product: protein phosphatase 1, regulatory (inhibitor) subunit 1B
Exons: 5
Coding region: 315-896 (193 amino acids)
Biological process (GO): intracellular signal transduction
Cellular component (GO): cytoplasm
Molecular function (GO): protein phosphatase inhibitor activity
Source: RefSeq, a predicted model, not a curated record